AUGGCAUUCCCUAUCGCAGACACUCUGGAGGCACUCUCCAAGACGCUGGCCAAGACCGCCCAAGAUCUCAGAUCAGGCAGUCUCUCUCUUGAGAGUGACACCUUGCAACGGAUGGGCUUGCUCAAAGCCGGCAGUGACCUAAUCGAUGCUGUCAGCCUCCCCCAGGACAAGAUCGUGGUAUUUCUACCACUGAUUGCCCAUCUCACUGCCGUCCGCCUGUUCGUCAAGUGGAAAGCAUUUGAGGAAAUCCCCAUUGACAAUGGAGCGACCAUUUCGUACACAGACUUGGCCGCAAAGCUGGGUGCCAACGUGUCGCUCAUCACACGUUUCGCCCGAGUUCUCGUGGCAAACGGCACUCUUAAGCAGGUCGGAAGUGACUCGGUCGCCCACACAGCCUUCUCCAAGAUCCUCACCACCCCCAACCCCAUCUGGGCCAUGAUGCAGCUCGGAUUUGACAGCCAGUUCACCGCGUGGGUAUCCAUGCCCAAGUACUUCGACCAGUACGGCAUCGCGGAGGAGCCCAAAGACCGCCUACAGACGAUCCUGGCCUUCGCCGAGGGCCGUCUCGGCUCCACCGUCUGGGACAUCCACCACUCCUCCGAGGAGCGCCUCAAGAUUUUCAUGCUCGCCAUGGGCGUCAUCGAGGAGCAGAUGCCCGCGCUGGGCGCCUACGACCUUAGCUGGGCCGUGCAGGAGGUCGGCAAGUCCACCGACCGGCCGCUGGUCGUCGACGUCGGUGGUGGCAGGGGACAGGCGCUCAAGGGUAUCUGGAAGGCGACCCCCGGUAUCCCCAGCAACCGGUGCGUGCUGGAGGAUCUGCCCGAGGUGGUGGAGGCUGCGAAGCGGGAGGAUCCUGCGAUGGCUGAUGUGCAGACGGUUGCUGUCGACUUUUUCGAGGAGCAGCCCGUCAAAGGGGCCCUGGUUUACUACAUUCGCCGGUGCCUACACGACUAUUCGGAUGAGGAAGCUGUGGUGAUUUUGAAGCAUAUCUCGAGUGCUAUGGUGGCCGACAGCAGGCUGCUCAUCGUCGAGACGUUGCUCGGCGACCAGCCAUCGGCGUUCCAAGCGGCGAUGGAUCUUUCGAUGUUGACCAUCUCGGGCAAGGAGAGAACGCGGGCGGACUUCGAAGGUAUUACCGGGCAGGCGGCGCUCAAGAUCACCAAGAUCUCUCAAAUCCCCAAUGGCAGCGCAGUUAUCGAGUGUGCCUUGGCUUGA
Molecule: messenger RNA, 1215 nt
Organism: Chaetomium globosum CBS 148.51
Lineage: Eukaryota; Fungi; Ascomycota; Sordariomycetes; Sordariales; Chaetomiaceae
Exons: 4
Coding region: 1-1215 (404 amino acids)
Molecular function (GO): O-methyltransferase activity
Source: RefSeq, a predicted model, not a curated record